Glycine soja is the source of this 807-nucleotide messenger RNA. RefSeq lists its product as uncharacterized. The transcript has a single exon. The coding region runs from base 1 to 807 and encodes 268 amino acids. The record is from RefSeq and is a predicted model, not a curated record. Lineage: Eukaryota; Viridiplantae; Streptophyta; Magnoliopsida; Fabales; Fabaceae.
AUGCUGAGAAAUCUCCGAUCCCGUCGUCACCCCCGUUACGGCGUGUUCCUGUGCGUCGUCGUGGUCGUCGUUUCGGGUCUCCUUCUGUUGGCGUGCGUCACCGUCUCCCUCCUCCACAGCCCGCACUCCCACCCCUCCUCUCGCGAUUUCAACUACGACUCCCUCGUCUCCGAUUCCGGCAACGACGACUCCGUCGCCGACGACGAAACCCUCGACACCAUCGACACCCUCGACGUUGUGGAGGACGAGCCAGAGGACACCAUCGACGCCGAUGUCGACACCGACGACGAGGAGUCCCUCGACCAGAACGCCGCCGCCUCGGGGUACUUCUUCCACCACGCCGAGGGCGUGAUCCGAAGGGCCUUCAGCAAGAGCUCAUUCAUCAAUUACGACAACAACAAACCCUUCGUGGACCCCACGGAGGAUCGCAGCAAGACCGCGUUUGGCUCCGACGACGUCGCCGUUGAGGAGAACGUGCGAUCCAAGGCGAUUCAAGUGAAGGGCGUUGAGGACGCGCUUUUGUUGAAGAGCACGGGAAGGAGGGUUUCUCCUUUAAGAGAAGGUUGGGGUGAUUGGUUUGAUAAAAAAGUUGACUUUUUGAGAAAGGAUAAGAUGUUGAGGUCUAAUUUAGAGGGUUUGAAUCCUCUGCGUAAUCCCAUUCUUCAAGAUCCUGAUGCUCUUGGUCUCACUGGGAUCACCAAAGCUGAUAGAAUUAUUAGGAAUUCUCUAUUACGUGACCUUAAGACUAAGAAGCUUCCCUAUUUUCCUCCUAGGAAGAUCAUUCAAUACCACAACAACUUGCUCUAA